AUGUGGAUUUUAUCUGUCGUCUUAAUUGUAGCCUUCUUUGAUGCAGCUAUUGGCUGUACACAAACGCAUGCUACGGCUCUUGCACAAAUUAAAGCUGCUGGUAUUGGAAUUUCAUCAUCAGGUGGUUGUAGUGAUCGUAAUAAACCAACAUGUACAUCACUUGAUCAAGUUCGAUGUAACACAAUUAAUUGUUUGAAAGUAUUGAGAUCAUCCUCAGGUUGCGCACUUACAGUCACUGGUGGCACAGAAACUGGUCAUGCUGGUGGAACUUAUUCACAUUCUACUGGAUAUAAAAUUGAUGUUUCACUUAAUACAUGUAUCAAUUCGUACGUUACAAAGACAUUUACCUAUAUUGGUAAACGAGGUGAUGGUGCUGAUCAAUACCGAGCAGCAAGUGGCAAUGUUUAUGCUAAAGAAGGCAAUCACUGGGAUAUCACAUUCACUGCUACAUGUUAA
This is a messenger RNA of Adineta steineri, 456 nucleotides long. The record is from the annotation of a GenBank genome assembly. Lineage: Eukaryota; Metazoa; Rotifera; Eurotatoria; Adinetida; Adinetidae.